Syngnathus typhle (broad-nosed pipefish) is the source of this 2703-nucleotide messenger RNA. Its product is annotated as DNA topoisomerase I, mitochondrial. NCBI's taxonomy places the organism in Eukaryota, Metazoa, Chordata, Actinopteri, Syngnathiformes, Syngnathidae. Gene Ontology annotation, biological process: DNA replication; DNA topological change; chromosome segregation. The record is from RefSeq and is a predicted model, not a curated record. The transcript is spliced from 20 exons. Gene Ontology annotation, cellular component: nucleolus; chromosome. Gene Ontology annotation, molecular function: DNA topoisomerase type I (single strand cut, ATP-independent) activity; DNA binding. Bases 298 to 2457 code for a protein of 719 amino acids.
UGUUUCUGGCUUUUUAUCAUAUAGGCCUAUCUUGUACUCUCGUGUUUUGAAAACGCUGGACGUUUCUUGCCCACAGUUGGGUACAUAAAAUACUUUUGUACGGAUACUGCAUCAUUUUAUUCACUAUUACCUGCAGCUUAAUGGAAUUGCAGCUGGAUAGAAUUGAUGCGUUAAUUGGCUAACACCUCGAAGUUUAGCCGAGUGCGACUGAGUGUACUAGCUGGAACUUGUGAGGGAAGGGAAGAGAUAAGGACGCGAAAGAAGACAGGAAGACCAAACAAAGUUACAAAACUGAACAUGAGGCCAAACGGCAAUGAGGUUGCUGAAGCUGGGGGCGACACUGCAAAGUCAACCAAAUCUACAGAGAAAACUCCUAAUGGAAAAAUCAAGAAGAUAAAAGCGCCAAAAACUGAGAAGCUGGAAUCACCAAGCAAUUUCAGUAGUCGUGAGCCAGAUGAUGGUAAUUUCACUACAAAGAAGAAAGGAGUGAAAAGAAGAAGAACCAAGGAUGAACCUGCAGAUGUUCCCACCAGUGAAGCACUAAAAAACGGCGGCAAACAUAGAAAACGGCAUCAUUCAGAGGAAGAAAGCGAUGGAGAACCUCUGAAAAAGCAUGCUAAGAAAAAAACUAAAACGGAUGUGAAGAUAGAGGAAGGAGAGCAGCCGAUUUCCAAAAAGUCUAAGAAGACAAAGGAGGAGAUUAAAGAAGCAAGAGAAUUGAAGAUUCGACAGAAGGAAGAGGAGGAACAGAAGCGCUGGCGAUGGUGGGAAGAAGAGAAGUAUGAAGCUGGGGUAAAAUGGAGGUUUCUGGAACACAAAGGGCCCUAUUUUCCGCCUGACUACCAGCCCCUACCAGACAACGUUCACUUCUACUACAAAGGGGAUCCAGUGAAGCUGAGCCUGGCAGCUGAGGAGGUGGCUGUGUUUUUUGCUCAGAUGUUAGAUCAUGAAUACACCACAAAAAAGGUUUUUCGGGAGAACUUCUUCAAAUCUUGGAGACGGGAGAUGACGCAUGAGGAGCAGUUGUUGAUUCAAGACCUUGACAAAUGUGAUUUUGGAGAGAUUCAUGCAAUGCAUAAAGCCAAGGUAGAGGAAAAGCGAAACUUAAGCAAGGAGGAAAAACUGGUUUUGAAAGAGGCCAAUCAGAAGAUAUUGGAGGAGUUUGGCUACUGUACGCUAGACCACCACAGAGAGCGAAUUGGCAACUUUAAGAUUGAACCUCCAGGGCUGUUCAGAGGUAGAGGCGAGCAUCCCAAACAAGGCAAGCUGAAGAAAAGGAUCCAGCCUGAAGAUGUCAUAAUCAACUGCAGCAGAGAAUCCUGCAUCCCUGUACCUCCUGCCGGCCAUCACUGGAAGGAAGUCCGCCAUGACAACACUGUGACAUGGUUGGCCAGUUGGACAGAAAACAUCCAGGGGAGCAUUAAAUAUGUCAUGCUGAAUGCCAACUCCAAACUCAAAGGUGAAAAGGACUGGGAGAAAUAUGAGGUUGCUCGCAAACUGAAGCAGCAUGUGGAUGGCAUCCGUGAACAGUACCUUAUUGAUAUGAAGUCCAAAGAGAUGCGUAUUCGACAGAGAGCUGUGGCCCUCUACUUCAUUGACAAGCUGGCGCUGAGAGCUGGUAAUGAAAAGGAGGAGGGAGAGACGGCAGACACAGUGGGCUGCUGUUCACUACGUGUUGAGCACAUCACACUCCAUAAGCAGCUGGAUGGCAACGAAUGUGUAGUGGAAUUUGAUUUCCUGGGUAAAGAUUCCAUUCGCUAUUACAACAAGGUCCCAGUCAUCAGUAAGGCAUUUAAGAAUCUCAAGAUUUUCAUGGAAAACAAGGACCCUGGCGAUGAGCUCUUUGACCGCCUCACUACCACCAUGUUAAAUAAGCAUCUGAGUUCCCUCAUGCCAGGUCUGACUGCAAAGGUUUUCAGGACAUACAAUGCCUCGACCACUCUGCAGCAGCAACUGAAAGAACUCACAAAUGACUCGAUGGUCAAUGAUGCAGAGAAACUUCUCGGCUACAACAGAGCGAACAGAGCGGUUGCAAUCCUCUGUAACCAUCAGCGGGCGCCGCCAAAGACCUUUGAACAGUCUAUGGCGAACCUUCAGGCCAAGAUUACUGCAAGAAAAGAGCAACUGGCACAUGCCAAGACGGAGCUGGAGCAAGCUAAGAAGGACGCAAAGGUUAAACGCAGCUCAGACCCCAAGCUGGAGAUACUGGUGGAGAAGAAGAAAGCAGCUGUGAAGCGUUGUUCGGAGAGUCUUUUGAAGCUGGAAGUCCAGGCCACCGAUCGAGAGGAGAACAAGCAGAUUGCACUGGGUACCUCCAAGCUUAACUAUCUGGAUCCACGCAUCAGUGUGGCCUGGUGCAAAAAAAUGGGGGUGCCAAUUGAAAAAAUCUACAAUAAGACCCAGAGGGACAAGUUUGCCUGGGCAAUUGACAUGACAGAGACAAACUUUGAGUUCUGAAUAUUUACUUGGACAGUUUUAUUUGCGCAAAUGCAAUUAAGGGACCUCUGUCGUUAACAUUCAGUAGUUUAACGUUACAUUCAUAAUGUUCUCUGGCUGUUUUUGUUUUCUCUCCAUGCAGUGUUGUGACAUGACCAAUGACUGCUUGAUGUUUUGACAGGUUUGCUUUGUUUGGCACUUUAUUCAUUAGAUUACUGUAGUGUUAUGUUUGUACAGUUUUGUUUGCAUUCAUCUGAAUAAAGGUUC